AAUUAUUAAAUCGCAACAAUGGGUGAAUUCGAAGGAAACGAACUUGCCGAAUUACACAUAUAUACACAAACCUUUCGAAUAAUUGCAAAUGUACAAGAAAGAGCAGAAGCUGAAAAAAGAUUCCAAUCCUAUAUCAACAGAGUGUUGAACAAUGGAGAUGACGAGAUCGGGAUCGUAUUCUACAAAGGACAGCUGUUCUCUCACCCUCCAGGAACUAACGAUGCAGGGAAAUAUUCCAUUGAAUUUUACCUGCUCUCAUUGAAGCAUUGGGAUGACCAGAGGCGAAAUAGGCUCUUGACGUCGAACAUCUUCAAGGAAUUGACAGAAAACUUCGCAACACUGGAAAGGGAAGUUUUAAAGCAGCAAUCAGUGUGUCUCAAACGGGAUCCGGUGAGUUUCGACGACCACGCCGAGAAUCUUGGUCAAGUUCCAGGAUGCGAGAAUAUAGAGGGAGAUAACUGCUGCGAAAAGUGCUUGAAUUUUUGGUUAAUUGUUCCCAGAGUCCAGUGGGAUUUUUUCGACCUCCUUUAUCAGAUGUACACUUUUGAUAUCUUCCAUCAAGGCAUGCUGGCUAAGUUUGUUCACUUCUUCACAAUUCCAACCAAUGUCAUGCUGUCCAUGAUGUUUCUCGCCCAGUUCAAUAUUUACGGAGAGCUUUGCUAUGGAAAUGCGUUUUCUGUCAAUGGUGCACUUAUUCUCUUUGGCGUUUUAAGCCUUGCCUAUAUCAUUAUGGGCUUCAUCCGCAAGUGUGUCUUGUGGGGUAUUGCUACUACUGUUGUGUUAGCGGUACUGUACAUGGCGGGAAACCUGUGGUACUACAGCUAUCGGAAUAAGAACAACCCCUGGUAUAACCCAACAAACUGGUACACCAAUCCUCUCAUAUGGAGCUAUGGGAUUUCUUUUCUACAGGCGUCAUCUCAUAUGACAGAAUCACAAAUUCCAGCUUUUAUUACAGGUGUUACUCAUUGGGAAUCUCUGCACAUGUUCUUCUUCAAGAGAAGAAAAACCGUAGAGUCAUGUUGUAAGAAUUGUGGAUUCGUAAUCCUGUCGUUGAUCUGCUUUCCAAUUUUAUCAGUAUCUGUUGCUUGGUUUUCAUGGCCACAUCUGAUUGGCACGGAGGUCAUUUACAUUAUGGCAGGAAUUGGCUAUCGUCCUAAAUUUUUCAAGGAAUAUUUCCGAAUUGUCGAAAAGUCGGAGAGUUUCGGAAAUCCCGUCAUCGACCGCUUUCCCACCAGCCACAAGGACGUUAUGGCCAUCGCGCCAGCUCACGUGGAAUCCAUGAAGAAGUCCCAUCUUCUCUCUGACCAUCCGACUAAUGGCGAAGUCUUCAAAUCCAUUGCCACAUUAAAACUAUCUGCGAUGUAUCUAAGGAAAAGAAGCAAUAUCAAAUCACUGAGUAAAAGUGAAGAAGGACAAAAGAGCACUUUGGAUACCUUAGAUAUCAUGAUAGCGGCACGCAAAGGUUAUUAUGGAAAAAGUAAUACAAGCAAAGUUGGACACAAAGACAAUGAAGGAAAUUCCUCAGUGUAAACAUAUAUCUACUAAAAGGUCUCUUUCUUAUAGUUCUUCUACUAGAAAUUCAUUAUAUACUGAAAAAAAACCCCA
Molecule: messenger RNA, 1605 nt
Organism: Saccostrea cuccullata (small rock oyster)
Lineage: Eukaryota; Metazoa; Mollusca; Bivalvia; Ostreida; Ostreidae
Exons: 3
Coding region: 19-1530 (503 amino acids)
Source: RefSeq, a predicted model, not a curated record